CUUGGAACUGAUACACACGUUUCAAAAAGAUCACUUGAGUCGUUAGUCCUCGCGCACCAUUUCUACCCCCUCCGCCCCCCUUUUUCUGAUUAGGGUCUAUUUUGUUGGUCGCUUGGUUUUCAGCUCUUUCUUUCCCUCCUCUCCCCAACCGUUCUCCGUUCCUCGUGUUCGCGUGUGAGACCUCAAGAGCUUCGACCCGACGGAGGGCUGCCGGCCAGCCACUAUGAGCUCCCUACUCAGCAUCCAACGUGAUAUCCUUUUGAAUACCAUCCGUUCUACGGGCGGUGAUGACUGGAAAGUUUUGGUCGUAGACGAGGAAAGUCGGAAGUUGAUCGCCAAUGCUGCGAAGGAAGAUGACAUUCUCAAUCUCAAUGUCACCAAUAUCGAACAGAUCGAACAUCGCCGGUCAUCCAACCAGAGCAUGGAUGCACUAUACAUCCUUUCUUCCCUUCCACAUAUAGUAGACUGUCUUCUGGCCGAUUUCGAAAGACGACGAUAUAGGAAAGCACAUUUGGUGUGGACCUCAUUCCUUGAUCCAGGGCUGCGCGCCAGGCUCGAUCGAUCUCAGGUAGCACAGGGUCUGAUUGCAAGCUUUCAAACUAUAAGCAUCGAUUACUUCCCAAGGGAAUCACGUCUGGUCACGUUCAAGGAUCCAUGGAGUUUCCCGAUCCUGUUCCACCCAGGCUGCAACCAUCUGAUACGUGAGCACCUGGCGGGCUUAGCUCACAAGGCUGUCUCGCUCUGCGCCAGUCUGGGAGAAUACCCGGUAAUCCGAUAUUACCGACCUAGAACCCCUACCCACGAGGCCAGUGUUCUGUGUUCGCACUUGGCACGGUUCAUUCAAGAAGAAUUAGACAAGUUCGCCCAGUUCCAGCGAGACUUUCCACCCCCUUCCCCAAGACCACGAGGUGUCUUGGUAGUCGUGGAUCGUUCAAUGGACCUACACGCACCUCUGAUUCACGAAUUCACCUACCAGGCUAUGGUACACGAUCUGCUUCCGAUUAAGGAAGGAGACAAAGUCACAUAUAAAACAUUAGUCAACGAAGGUGGUGUGAACGAGGAAGUAAAGGAGAUGGAAAUUGGUGAACAAGACAAAGUCUGGGUCGAGUAUAGACAUAUGCACAUGAAAGACGUGUUGGGUAAGCUUGGUGAAGAUUUCGCCAAGUUUAGAGCAGCUAACCCCCAAUUUUCUGAAAGCAACGACAAGGCUAGUGUGGGCAUGAUCAAGGAUAUGCUGGCGGGUCUUAGAGAGUUCCAAGAGGGCCGAGAUGCGUACACGCUUCACCUAAACAUGGCGCAGGAGUGUAUGAAAUUCUUCCAGGAACGUAAGCUAAUCGAAGUUAGCUCGGUCGAACAGGGUCUUGCCACUGGCCUCGACGAAAACCAUAAGAAGGCCAAGGGCUUGGCUUCACAACUUGUGCAGCUGUUGGACGAUGAUUCUGUAGUGAAAGCGGACAGGGUUAGACUUCUGCUGCUCUACAUCAUCUAUAGAAACGGACUGCUUUCCGGCGAUGUCAGAAAGCUCAUGGCGCACGCGGAACUUCAACCGCAGGAUGGAGAAGUGAUAUCCAAUCUUGACCUUCUAGGAGCUCGCGUGGAUAAACCACUGAAAGACGACAAACCUCCGGUCAUACCACUAUUCAACAGAAAACCCCCCAUUCCCUCAGAAGCAGAUGAGGGCAGUCUCUCCCGCUAUGACCUGAAUGUCAAGGUGAUGCUCGAGGAUCUUGUGCGGGGGGCAUUAGACCCAAACACUUUCCCCUUUACCCGCCCCCAAACGGAGUCCGAAGGUAUGGCAGGACAACAAGACACUUUGGCACAGGCAUCACUUCGAAGUGCGAAACCCACGUGGGCGCGUUCUCGCACCACGGGUGAGCAGCCACGGCAGCGCAUCAUUGUCUUCAUGGCUGGUGGAGCUACAUACGGCGAAGCCCGUACCUGCUAUGAGAUCUCUGAGGCCUUCCGGAAGGACGUCUUCCUCGCCACCUCUCAUAUGCUCACUUCCAAUCUAUUCCUCCGACAACUCAGUGAUUUGAGCGUCGAUAAGCGCCGGCUUGAUAUCCCCGCUGAGCGACCCAAGCCCACUGCUCCAGCCCAUCUCUUCGAGCGAGAUCCCCCACCAGCCCCUCAGCCUACGCCGCAAAGAACCCCGGCUCCUACCCCUUCUCCAGUGCCCCCAACAGCUGCAAUGGGGAACAUGUCUCUAGGGCAGAGUGGACACAAACCGUCCAACUCGUCUUCUAGUUCGAAACCGCCCAAGGAAAAGGAGAAGAAGAAACGCCAUCAUUUCUUUAGGUAAUAUAAGCCAAUCCUUUUUUUUUUUUUUUUUCAACUGUAGAGGCUUUUAGUAUUUGGAAUUGCGUUUGUUUGCAUUAUCGCACUGCCGUGAUACCAUUUAGGGCUUGUUGUUGUUGUUGUUGUUGUUGUUGUUGUUGUUCUGAGCAAUUAAGGCGCUGCGGUUACUCUCUCUCUCCCCUUCAUUUUGUCAAUUACCCUGACAAUAUUCAAAGUACAGUACAUAGUAAUAUAUAGACUACCACAUGAACUCAUCUCAUAAAUCACAUGCAAGAAAAGGGGUAUCAUCAUCAUCAUAAUUAUCAUAGCACAUCAAUUUAAUCCGAGUC
This is a messenger RNA of Aspergillus ochraceoroseus IBT 24754, 2624 nucleotides long. RefSeq names its product Sec1 family protein. Gene Ontology annotation, cellular component: secretory granule; plasma membrane. NCBI's taxonomy places the organism in Eukaryota, Fungi, Ascomycota, Eurotiomycetes, Eurotiales, Aspergillaceae. The record is from RefSeq and is a predicted model, not a curated record. The coding region runs from base 224 to 2299 and encodes 691 amino acids. Gene Ontology annotation, biological process: vesicle-mediated transport; intracellular protein transport. The transcript has 7 exons. Gene Ontology annotation, molecular function: syntaxin binding.